Molecule: messenger RNA, 1423 nt
Organism: Megalobrama amblycephala (Wuchang bream)
Lineage: Eukaryota; Metazoa; Chordata; Actinopteri; Cypriniformes; Xenocyprididae
Product: G2/M phase-specific E3 ubiquitin-protein ligase-like
Exons: 8
Coding region: 479-1423 (314 amino acids)
Cellular component (GO): nucleus
Molecular function (GO): ubiquitin-protein transferase activity
Source: RefSeq, a predicted model, not a curated record
GUUAUGUGGAGACAUAAUGGUGUUCUAAAGCCUAUGAGAGGGAGGACCCUGCCUCUUGAAGUUCAACCUAAUUGGUCAUCUGAGCAACUGUUAACAGCUGCUGAAAAGAAAGUAAAAGAUUUUAAUCAGGACAUGGAAGAGGGUCCCUAUGUUUUGCUGUACCCAGACGGUUCAGAGGUGAAAAACAUUCCAGGAACAAACACCCCAUUCAAACUACAGCUGUACAAAGAGGCACUUGGGAAGGCUUACCAAAGAAUAACACUGUUCGUCUGCACAGGUCAAGAUUUUUCAGCCAUUGACUGUAGUGGAGAUUCUUCGAGCGAAGACAGUGAAGUGCAAGUAAAAUCUACCUCACACAGUCCACAUUAUGAGAGUGACACUUUGGUGGGUGCAUUAAAUGCAUGUCUCCUAACAUAAAUAUAACAUUUAAUUGUAACUCAUUUUAACAUGUGGCUUGAGUUUUUUAUGCAGAUGUGGGAUGAUCCAGAUGAAGCAAGCACACCAAAGGCAAGAAGCACAUCAGACAGACCUUCUAAUCUCUCUCUGCCUUUUUUGGACAAAAGCACGGAGAAUCUUUGACGGUCCAGACAAUAGAAGAUUUCUCACAUUUAACAAUGCAGCUGCCAGAGAUGACGACUACUUUCUUGCUGGGCGGAUGAUUGCCGUUUCAAUAGUUCACGGUGGUCCAGGUCCGCGCUUUCUGUCAGAAAUGCUGUACGAUCACCUCACUGGGAGGACUGACAUUAAUGGAACAGUUGAAGAUAUAACAGAUGAGACCAUGAAGGCAGCUUUACUUGAGAUAUCCAGUGCAGCUUCAUUGAAUGAAUUACACAUGCUCAUUGACAAGUAUGCCAGCUUGCUGCAGACUGCUGGCUGUUUUGAUUACCCACGAAGUGUAGAAGGCAAAGACAACAUUGUGAAGGAUUUCAUUCAAUGGUACAUAUUGUACAGGAACCAGUACUCCAUACAAAGAUUUAGGGAUGGGCUUUCCACCUUGGAUGUCAUCCAUGCCCUGGAACAACAUCCAAGUGUAUUCAGACCCUACAUGUGCUACAGUGUUGAGAAACUAAAACCUGAAUCAUUGGAGGCUGUCUUCAAGGCUCAGCUCAGUGAAGAUGGUAGCACCAGACGACAAGAAGAAACAAGGAUUCUAGGAUACUGGAGAGACUAUCUGCUUGACACUGGAGAACAAGAAACUGGAGUCUUCCUCCAGGACAUCCUGAUGUUUGCUACAGGACUGGAUUCACUGCCUCCUUCAACGAUUCUGCCCCAGCCCCGACUGAGUUUUGAGUGGACUUCUAAAUUUCCCAUUGCCAGCACCUGUGCCAACACAAUCAAAUUGCCAAUCUCCAAAAACUAUGAAGAGUUCAAAAAUGCAAUGGACUUUGGUAUCCAAAACUCACCUGGUUUUGGAUUGCACUGA